Eucalyptus grandis is the source of this 1067-nucleotide messenger RNA. RefSeq names its product ER membrane protein complex subunit 4. The record is from RefSeq and is a predicted model, not a curated record. Gene Ontology annotation, biological process: protein folding in endoplasmic reticulum. The transcript has 6 exons. Bases 104 to 646 code for a protein of 180 amino acids. Gene Ontology annotation, cellular component: EMC complex. NCBI's taxonomy places the organism in Eukaryota, Viridiplantae, Streptophyta, Magnoliopsida, Myrtales, Myrtaceae.
GAGAAAGAGAGAGAGAUAGAGAGAGAAAAGAGGAAGAAGAAAGACCAGCGAAGAUCGGCGGCGAAGAUCGAGAGCGAAGCGACCGAGGCCGCCGGCAGCAGCGAUGGAGAAGGGGAAAGGCGUUAUGGGAGCGGGGCGGCGGUGGGCGGUCGACUUCACCGACAACUCGACCUCCCCGGCCUCCCGCGACGUCCCCGAUCCUCUCGGCUUCUCCCGCGCCUCCCUCGAUCAGGAUGAUUCUGCAGUCUCCCGACAGAAGAAGGACGCCGAGGCUAAUUGGAAAUCUCAGAAAGCAUGGGAGGUGGCGCAGGCCCCGUUCAAGAAUUUGAUGAUGAUGGGGUUCAUGAUGUGGAUGUCUGGAAGCACUGUCCAUCUCUUUAGCAUUGGUAUCACGUUUUCGGCCCUUUGGCAGCCAUUAAGCGCUCUUCAGGGAGUUGGAAAAGUUUUUGAGCCAUACAAGGACAAUAAGGUUGAGCUUCUUGUACCAAAGUUACUCUAUAUAGCCCUUAAUCUGGGAGGUUUAGCACUUGGUGUUUGGAAGCUUAAUACACUUGGCCUACUUCCUACACAUGCAUCAGAUUGGGUCUCAUCCUUACCUCCAGCACAGGAGGUCGAAUACUCAGGUGGGGGCAUCCCUCUACAUUAACGCAACAGGGCCUACAAUUUCAAGAUCGAUCUCCAAGUAUGGAAGUGCUGGAAUGAAUUUUUCUCUGUUAUCCAUUUUGAUCCUUGGAUCCAUCGCUGGCAGAGUGGUUCAGUCUUGGUCGAUCAUCUACUGAGGUCUUGUCAGCAUCGCUGUAGUUGUCGAGUAAACUAGUUGGAUGGUGACUGAUGCUAAAUUUAGUUCCCCAGUUAAUGCUACUUUUGCAUCAAGAAGGCGCCAUCUGAAAAUGAUGGUUCAUCAACUGUUUCAUCUAUUAUCACUCUUAAGACUGUUUUUUUUGUCAGGAUGGUUUAACUCUGUUCAGGCCUUUUGCCAUUACUGUAGUUUAUCAAGCAUCCAUCAGAUUCUUAUUUCCUUAUGUGACAGAUUAUUGAUCUUAUAGUAAGCACGAUAUAUGGGCUAA